UUAAUUUUUUUUAGUGGUAACCACUAACGUGGAAGCUGUGGCCGGAAUGGUGGCAUACUUACCGUGUAACAUGACUCCACCGACUCCGAGUGAUCGCGUAACGUUGGUCAUCUGGUUCAAACAAGGAGAGACCAAUCCGAUAUACAGUUACGACGUGAGGCAUGGAGGGAAUUUGAUGCCAGCGGCACCCUCCUCCAAAACGCCGGACGGGCCACAGCAAAAAUCCAUCCCAGUCACGGGCCCCCAUCGGUCCGAUGACAAGACGUUGGACGGCCGAGCUUACUUUCGUGUCACCUCGAAACCGGCUGCACUCAUCGUGCAGGACAUUGGUGACAAGGACGCAGCCGUGUACAAGUGUAGGGUCGAUUUCAAAAAAUCACCCACCCGCAAUUCCAAUGUCAAUUUGACCGUCAUACUGCCCCCGGACCGGCUGAGCGUGCUGAACGAAAAAGGCGAUCACAUACCGCAUUAUAUACUCGGGCCAUACAAGGAAGGUGUGACGGUCGAUAUCACGUGCAUCGCAAGCGGAGGACGUCCGCCACCUCGUGUCACCUGGUGGCAAGAGAACGCGCUGAUCGAUGAGACGUUCGAAACGCUACCGGACCGGAAGGUGAGAAACGUGUUGCGCCUAGAACGACUUGAACGCCGACACCUCAACACCGUUUUCACUUGUCAGGCGUCCAACAAUCACAUGGUACCGCCCAUAUCCAGCUCCGUCUCGUUGGACAUGAUACUUCGUCCGUUAUCAAUUAAAUUGGUUGGUGAAAAUCGUCCACUAUCUGCAGAUUCACCUGUAAACGUCAGUUGCCGAGUCACAGGCGCAAAACCGCCACCAAUCAUCACCUGGUGGAAAGAUGCUACUCAAAUGACAGAUGCCAAACAAAUAACCAGUCCGGAUGGUAACAUAACUACGAGUGUUCUGACAUUUACUCCAGCGAUCAAAGACUCGGACAACACCUUGAGCUGCCGAGCAGAGAGCGGCAAACCGGAUACCGUUAACAACAGACACAGCGGCAAACCCGAUGGUCGCCAACCUCAAGCAGUCGAUGUUGAUUCUUCUGAUGGAUGGAAAAUAAACAUAUUUCACGUACCUGUUGUUAACCUUGAACUUGGCAGUAACAUCAACGGCAGCGCUAUACAAGAAGGCAUGGACGUAUAUUUUGAAUGUAACAUCAAAUCCAACCCAUGGGUGUACAGAGUGACUUGGAGACACAAUGGAAAACUGCUGAACAACAACCCGGCCGCCGGCACGAUUGUCAGCAAUCAGAGUUUGGUCUUGCAAAAGGUUUCCCGGAGCCGCGCCGGCAUUUACACGUGCGUCGGUAGCAAUCAGGAGGGCGACGGUGAAAGCAAUUCAGUGCCAUUGGACAUUAAAUUCGCCCCAGUAUGUCGACCCGGCCAGGAGACAGUUCAAGGGGUGGGCAGACGCGAAGCUGCCAAAGUGCUGUGCGAAGUGGAGGCUAACCCGUCGGACAACGUGCGGUACACUUGGCGUUUCAACAACUCUCGGGAAACCGUCAACUUAGACCGUGAUCGUUACACUGAGGAGGGACCUCGGAGCACUGCCGCGUACACGCCAUUGACGCCACUCGAUUACGGGACACUCAUGUGUUGGGCGAGCAACGAGUUCGGCAAACAGACAGUACCGUGCGUGUACCAGGUGAUAGCUGCCGGGCGCCCGGACAGCUUGGAAAAUUGCUCGGUGGUAAACCAGACGUCGGCAUCGCUGGUGGUCCGGUGCCAACCCGGUUUUGACGGUGGCCUCAGCCAGAGGUUCGUCAUGGAGGUGUACGAUCGGCAUGGACAGUCGCUGGCUGGCAACGUGACGGCCGAUCGUCCAGCGUUCACAGUGGGCAGUCUUCCUUCCGGUUUGGGAUUCGACAUCAGCGUUUACGCUUACAACAGCCGCGGACCGUCCGACCCCGUCCAGCUCCACGCCUACACCCUCAAGUCGGCCGAGAAACGCACAGCGGUCACUCCCUCUGGAUUCCGCUUUUCACCUAUGCUAGCGGUGAUCGCCGUCGGAUGCGUCGCAUCUGUCGUGUCCAUCGCGUGUAUCGUGGCCGUAGCCGUGGCGGUGCAGCGGAAAAGAGCUAGACGCCGUCGACGCGAAAGGUCAAACGACGAGUCGAAAACGGCCAUCGACGGCGUUGGCGGAAACGGGACUGGUACAGGAGCUGGAACCGGAAUCGGCGAUGGUGGUGGAGUUGAUGGCGGUGCUGGUGGAGGCGGCACCGGAAGAGGAACCGAUGGAGGUACAGGUGGAGGCGACGGUGGAGAUCGUCAUCAUCAACGAGCAGAUGCCGUCGACGACGGGCUGGAAAAGAAUCCUGACAUCAUACCGCACGAUAACGAUUACUUAGACGAAGACGAAAAGGCAUUUGAACGGUUAAACAGUGGCAGAAUAUACUCUUCGCGAAUGGUCGACGCAGAAGCAUGCAAACAACAAGCUCGCGGACUCAUGCCACCACCUCCUUCGAUGACGCCACAACAGCAGAUCUAUUCUUCGGACAUUGUUGGUGGUUCUCCGUCGGCCGGUGUAGUGUACCCAAACCUUAUGUGUCCCACACCGCCACCACCACCGUCACAGUUGUUGCUUCAUCAACACUAUCAGCAACAGCAACUGCAGCAGCAACAGCAACUACAGCAACAGCAGCCCACUACUGCAUUGCACCACCACCGGCACAACGGCGGUGGACCUCAGCACGUGCAAUACGUGCAGGUUGACCACCAAAACCAGUUCGCAAGCCACCCACACCAGCAUCACCAUCUACACCAUCAUCCCCUGCCGCCACCGCACUACCAGCCGGUCCCGCAGGCACGGACCAUGACCCUUGGCCGGUACCACAACAACCACAAACACGGUCACAACCAACCACAAGACCGUUCUGCCGAGAUACCUCUGUUGUUGGCCGCCCAACCUGGACUUCAACACCACCAUCAGCUUCACCAGCGCGAGAGCACGACCGACUUGACGGCGGACCAGCAGCUGCAGCAGAGGGGCGCUGUCGGACCAGUUUUCGGCAAACCACCCCCGUCGGCGGUGCCAUCACAACAGCAGCAGAUCAUUGCUGCCACGAGGUUCUGACAGACGGACUUCGAGCCGAUUCCCGAGGACGAUUUGGUCAUGUUGUGAACUCGCCCCCGGACAACCCCCAACACGAGACGACGGCGACCACACAACUGCAACUGACCGUAUACUAAGUCCUCGUGAGAUUGUAGUAUACGGACCGUGGAACUUCGGCUUAUACGCAAGACGCAUAAAAAAAAAAUGCACGAGGGGGAUGAACGAAAAAAAAGUGUUUUUUAUUUUUCUCAAAUUGUUUAAUAAUGUCUUCUACUGUUGUCGUUUGAUUUCUGUACCCGUCUCGAGCUCCGCUUUCAGUCAUAGACCACCGUUCCGAUCGUUGCGAUAUACCGCGAUAAAUAAUGUGCUUAUACUCAACUUGAAUUGCCUACACUUAACCCUAUACGUGAGGUCCCAUUGCACGAAGCGAUCGACCGUCAACUUUCUGAAAAAGUAAAUCGCGAUCGAUGUGCGCCCACCUGUCUCUAGCUGUAAGAAAAUAGUAUUAUGAUGUAGACUCUUGACGCCCUCCCCCCACCCCUCACCGCCACCACGAAUGAAAAACGUCAUGUCGUGAUGCCGGCGGCAGAUCCGUAUCUACGUACCGUCGUUAUAAAAUUUUCGACGGCGAUAAUUAAUCACGAAAAACCAUCUCAAAGUAUAAUAAAUCCCGAAACUAUAUACGGGACAUCUGUUUCGUCGCUCCCGAAAACUCUUACGGGCACACUCAAAACAUCAUUAUAAAAGUUUCGCCGUUGUAAUAUAAUAUAUUAUAUUGUGUACGCGCACGCUAGAGGUAAAUUAACGAUAGUUAAUUUUUUUUUUUUUACGAAUGAAAAAAACGCAGAAUGUCCGCCCAACGUCGUCGAAAUUUCUCAACUUAAUGCUUUUUCUUUUUUUUUUCUUUUCCUCUUUGAUAUAGGUACCCGCUUUUUUAUGACACUACUACGUUAGUAAGGCCCUCCAAGUCGUCACCUCCAAACGAACCAGGUAUAGGCGUAUAAAUAUGGUUUCAUCGUUCGAUGAUUCUGCUACGAUUUUUCGUGCGUUAUAAUCGCAUGAAUCGCACAACCACUUAGAAUGACCCUGCGCUCAAAUUGACGACAAACUAGAUCGCAAAAUUGUAUGCCGAAACGUUUUUCCAUUUUCCGGAGUGCCAAAAACGUGGUGGUGGAGUUUUUGUUUUUCUUAAUAUAUUAUCGAGACAAUCCAUGAUACAUCUCACACGAUCCAAAUCGAACAUUUGUUUUAAUUCUACUCGGUUUUUGUUGGAACAUAGGUGGGUAUGUGUGUCCAUUUGCCUACCCAUACCCGUCUACCUGCCUAACUCUUUCAAUUACUUCGUAUUUCAAUAAAUGUGUUGCAAUACAUUUUAUUAUAAUAUUAUUAACAAUAAUGUGUACCACGAAUGUUGUAAAAUAUUAAUUUUUCCUUAUCGUUCGAUGCUCAAGAGUCACUCAAUCGACGUAAAUGGACGCAAUGUUAUAUUAAUGUGUUGUUUAUGAAAUUGGGAAAUUUUUUUUUAUAAGUAUAAACUGAAUGAAUUCAAGGUUGUAAAUAUUAUGUCGUAAAUUAAAACAGCUUGUGGCCACAAUGUAUUUAUAGACUCAAAAUCUUUGUAAUAUUGAACCAUUUUAAUCAUAUUAUUAUUAUUAUUAAAUACUACUAUAACACCUAUUAUUAUGUUUGACUUGUGUUACCUCUGAGAUAAUUUUCGUUAAGUUUAAAAGUAAAAAAAAAACUUAUUAAAUGUUACUGCAUACUAUACUUUAAUAUACUGUGCUUUUGUCGUACUUAUAUAAUAUAGUUAUUAUAAAUGUCUAUUAUAUUAUUGAUACAACCUAUACUGUAAAUUUAUCUCU
Molecule: messenger RNA, 4929 nt
Organism: Myzus persicae (green peach aphid)
Lineage: Eukaryota; Metazoa; Arthropoda; Insecta; Hemiptera; Aphididae
Product: nephrin-like
Exons: 14
Coding region: 47-3088 (1013 amino acids)
Molecular function (GO): protein binding
Source: RefSeq, a predicted model, not a curated record